Cucurbita pepo subsp. pepo (vegetable marrow) is the source of this 1113-nucleotide messenger RNA. RefSeq names its product Class I peptide chain release factor. Lineage: Eukaryota; Viridiplantae; Streptophyta; Magnoliopsida; Cucurbitales; Cucurbitaceae. Gene Ontology annotation, cellular component: chloroplast. Gene Ontology annotation, biological process: translational termination. The record is from RefSeq and is a predicted model, not a curated record. Gene Ontology annotation, molecular function: translation release factor activity.
UGACUUCAAGCCACAACUUGUUCAUAACCAUGAUUAAAAACGACCCAAUUUUGAAAACCACAUUAUCGUUGUGAAAAAACAAAACCCAAUAGGAGAAAUUCGUUCUGUGAAUUGCGAAAAUGGCAACCGCAAAUAUGCUCUGGAAAUCCGCUAAGAUUCUUAGUAUUCCUGUUCCAAUAGCGAGCAACGGUAGAUGGGGAAGGAUUGGCUGUACAUUUCGAAUUCACCAAUUCGAGGGCUCUUUCUUCUCCAACUCACUGCGUUCCAAUUGCAGCUCUAGCAGCGCAAAUUCAGUAUGGAAAGGAAAAGAGUAUUUGGUUUUGUCCGACGAAGAGCUGAUGAGACAGUGCGAAAUGGACACGUUUAAGGCCUCAGGUCCCGGUGGUCAGCACCGCAACAAGCGCGAGUCCGCUGUCCGUUUGAAGCACAUUCCCACUGGUAUCACUGCUCAGGCUGUCGAGGAUCGAUCACAGCAUAAGAAUCGAGCGAGUGCUUUAGCUCGCCUACGCGCUCAAUUGGCCCUAAAAGUCAGGAACCCUGUGGAUCUUGAAGAUUAUUCGCCUCCGCCAGAGCUUCUCCAAAUUCUCCCUCUGAAGUCCACUAUCAGGCCACCGGGAUGUGGCCCUCAAAUUGGUCCUAACAAUUCUAAAUUUCUUCCGGGCAUGCAAGCUUUAUUGGAUCUAAUUUACACACUUGAUGGUUCUAUAUCAGACACAGCUAAGUAUAUAGGGUUAACCACUGGUGCUGUAUCAAGGUUAAUCCUAUCCGACGAUUCUCUUAGAAUGGCUGUAAAUGAUAUCAGGAUAUCCAAGGGUAUGAAGCCACUGAAGUAGAAAAGGGGAAGCUCAAGGACUGUAUCGGGUGGUGGGUACUCCAUGAAGCAACUUCAUUUCCGGAGAUUCAUCUUUGAGUUGAGUUAAAAAGAUGUAAGUUUGUUGUAUUUAUAUUGAUAGGUUAGAUGUGAUUUGAUGAUAAAUGAGGAAAUAUGAAAUUUUUAUGAGAGGACAAAGAUGAUGGUGUGUAUGUAAUUAAAGCAUCAAUCAAGCUGCCGAAACACAUUCCUAUUACUACACACUAUCUUAAAGUGUGGAGAAAACUCCUGUUUCUUGCAAA